Didymosphaeria variabile is the source of this 933-nucleotide messenger RNA. RefSeq lists its product as uncharacterized. Bases 1 to 933 code for a protein of 310 amino acids. The record is from RefSeq and is a predicted model, not a curated record. The transcript has a single exon. NCBI's taxonomy places the organism in Eukaryota, Fungi, Ascomycota, Dothideomycetes, Pleosporales, Didymosphaeriaceae.
AUGUCUAAGGUUCUUGCCAUCUUUGGCGCCACCGGCCAGCAAGGAGGUUCAAUCGUGGACCAUGUCUUGAACGACUCUGGACUCUCUCAACAAUACAAAAUCCGUGCUAUAACUCGGGAUGCCACUUCCGAGAAGGCGAAACAGUUAAAAGACAAAGUCGAAGUCGUCCAUGGCGACGUACUCGACCGAUCCUCCCUCGAGACAGCGUUGACCGGUGUGCAUACCGUAUUCAUCAUGACAGCACCAUUUCUCAGUCCCGACGUCGAGUAUGACACCGUGAAAACUAUCGCCGACAUCGCCCUCGAGAAAGAUGCCAAGUACAUCAUCUUCAGCACUCUACCAUCUGUUCACGAGCUCUCUGGUGGCAAGUACACGAAAGUCACACCCUUCGACAACAAGGCGAAAUGCGAGCAGUACAUUCGGGGACUUCCCAUUCAGAGUGCUUUCUGCUCGCUCGGGUCGUUCAUGGAGAAUUUCGAGUCGGCCUCCUACUUGACACCACGGAAGGAAGAGGAUGGUACAUGGGUUGUGGCCCUUCACGUCUCUCCGAAGAUGCAAUGGCCUUUGGUGAAUGCUGUCAGAGACACGGGAAAGUUUGUCGGCGCAAUUUUAGCUGAGCCGGACAAAUUUGACGGCAAGACGUUCUGCGGCGCUACGAAGUUAUACACCUUGGAGGAAAUGAUCGCUACCAUGUCGAAGGCUACUGGAAAGGACAUCACUUACAAGCGUAUCUCGCCUGAGGAGUUCAGGGAGAGGAUGAAGUUGCCAGAUGGUUUGGCUGAUUUGUUCAUGGAAAUGAUCGCUUUUCUGGAUGAGACUGGUUACUUUGGGCCUGAUAGCGAGAAGUUGGUUGCUUGGGCUGCGAACAAUGCCCGCGGCAAACUAUCCACUUUCGAGGAGUACUUUGAGGCUCAUCCUCUUCGGCUCGAGUAA